This is a messenger RNA of Plutella xylostella (diamondback moth), 4656 nucleotides long. The record is from RefSeq and is a predicted model, not a curated record. NCBI's taxonomy places the organism in Eukaryota, Metazoa, Arthropoda, Insecta, Lepidoptera, Plutellidae.
UGUGUAUUUAUACCUAUGUGCUGUAAACGUAAACUAUGAAAUUAAGAGUAGUUUGAGAUUUUAAUUAUUUGUUGAAAGGGAGUCCCCUUAGAUGCGAGAUGUGAUAAAAUUUGCAGAGGGUUCUUAUUAGAUUCUGGCGCGCCUCGGCCGGCGGAGGCUGUCCCGCGGGGAGGCCGGGCACACCUCCCGUUGACCUAUUUUCUGGUUAUUGCAUCGUAGCUAACUAUUUAUGUCCAAAGAUAUAAAGUAGGGCGCACCGGUCCUGGAUUUCAUGUGCAGUCACUUCGUUUUACACCAAUUGUGAGCUUACUGUGGCCCAUCGUUUCUUAUUAUUGUUAUUUUCGUUAUGUUGCAUAAAUUUAACUGCUAUGUUCUGAAAUUAGGCUGUGUUGUGAAUAAUGUGAAGAUUUUUAAGUUACCCACAAAGUGAAAAGUGUUUAAAAAGACAUUAAAUGAACUGUGUAAGAUCAACAAUGGCUCAGUGCUUGAGUGAGCAGUAUUUAAAUGCAGUGAGUGGUGAAAAAAUACUAAAAUGAUGGACUCUGAGUUACCACCGGGCAGCUGCAACUCCACCGGACACCUGUCCACUAUUGGAUAUCACACUGCACCAGGUCGCAUGCACCACUCGGCGAGCACGCCGGCGGGGGUGGACGGCGCGGGCGGCGGCGCGCGCACCCCCCCCGCCACCCCCAAGAAGGGCGGCAAGAUGCUGGCACUGCGCGUGCAGAUGCUCGACGACACCAUCUCCAUGUUCCAGAUACAGUCGAAGGCGCUGGGCAAGGUGCUGUUCGAGCAGGUGUGCAAGCAGCUGCACCUGCUGGAGGCUGACUACUUCGGCCUCGAGUACCAGGACGUCAACGGGACGAAGUACUGGCUGGACAUAGAGAAACCGAUCUGCCGGCAAGUGGGCCUCUCGAUGCUGGAGCCGACGCUACGGUUCUGCGUGAAGUUCUACACGCCGGACCCGGCGCGCCUUGAAGAGGAGUUCACCAGAUACCUGUUCUGUCUUCAAGUGAAGCGCGACCUGGCGCACGCCACCAUACAGUGCAACGAGAACACCGCCGCGCUCAUGGCCAGCUAUAUUAUACAGGCGGAAUGCGGCGACUUCGUUCCUGAAGACUACCCGGACCACUCGUACCUGAGCGGCUACAAGUUCUUCCCGGGGCAGGACGCCGAGUCCGAGCGCCGCAUCAUGGAGAACCACAAGAAACACAUUGGACAGAGCCCAGCAGAAGCGGAUUUAAACUUACUAGAGACGGCCAGAAGAUGUGAAUUAUACGGUAUAAAAAUGCACCCGGCCAAGGACCACGAGAACGUGCCUCUGAACCUGGCGGUGGCGCACAUGGGCAUCGUGGUGUUCCAGCACACCACCAAGAUCAACACCUUCAGCUGGGCCAAGAUACGCAAGAUCUCCUUCAAGCGGAAGAAGUUUCUGAUUAAAUUGCACCCUGAGGGAUAUAGUUACUACCGCGACGUGGUAGAAUUCUUCUUCGACGGGCGCAACGAGUGCAAGAACUUCUGGAAGAAGUGCGUCGAGAACCACGGCUUCUUCCGCUGCAGCAGCGUGCCGCGCCCGCGCCGCCACAAGCCCCGCGUCAUCACGCGAGGAUCCUCGUUCAGAUACAGUGGGCGCACUCAGAAACAAAUAGUGGAGUACGUCCGAGAUAACUACGUGAAACGACAAACAUUCCAGAGGUCGGCGUCGUUCCGGGGCUCGCGCUCGCUGCGGUCGUCGCGCGGCGACGUGGCCGCGCCCGUCAACGCCAGCGUGUCGGCGCACCCGCUGCUGCCGCUGCCGCCUGGCUCCGACGCGAUUUCGCUGGAGUGGGCAGCGCAGCCACACUACGUGGAGGCGGCGUGGAUGAUGCGCGGCUACAGCCGGGCGGAGGCGCGCGAGGCGGCGGCGCGGCCCAUCGCCGCUCGCUCUCAGGCGAACCAGGCCGCCUGCACCAUGCUCAGGGAACGGCUCACAAAAAUGUACCACAACGAAAUACAUUACCAGCCGGGUCCCGAAGUAGUGACCCAUGCCGAGGUCAAUCAUCACCGUAUGGAGGAUUCGCCUCCGCCUCAUCGGAUGAUGACACCAUUGACUUCUCCGGAGAGUAUAUGGAAGGUAGCGAGUACUACGUGCGUUGCGGACAGCGGUCGCGCUCGUACUCCGCCGCCUCGUGCCCCGCCGCCUGCGCCGCGCCCAGAUGGCGACUCGACGUCUCCGGACGAGGACGUGACGGUGUCGUCGGCGAGCCUGCUGCUGUCCCCCCGCACCGACCGCGCCGCACCCCCCCUCUGCGCCUCCACCCCCAUGCACGGGAGAGGGAACGAUAACUGUGACGGGAAACUCAACGGCAAUGUGGACAAUAGUAUUGUGAAUCAUAGCGCGGUUAAUAAUGGGAAUGGUCCAGUGGUGUCGGAGUCUACGCACAGCAUCGACGUGCUCAGCGGAGGAGAGAGCGAUACGGGGGACACACUCAGCAGAUCGCGGCUCAAUAAUAACAGCAUAUCGUCAGGCUUCAUAGCGACGGUGGAUCGCAAGAAGCGCGGCGGCGGCGACCUGGCGUACUGCAUCGCGAAGCAGCUGCUCAUGACCGAGCGCACCUACAAGCGGGAUUUGCAGCUCGUCACUGUGACGUGGUCGAUAUCCGUGUCCGGUCUGGCGACGUGCCAGCCGUCGCUAGUCGAGGCGCUGGGGCGGCCGUGCCUCGCGCUGGAGCCGCUCGCGCUCGCGCAGGGCGCCUUCCUCGCCGCGCUCGAGCAGGCCCACCGCGCGCACAUUAAUCGAGAAAACGAAGAUUCAGAGCCAGAGUACAAACGAAUAGCUGAAUUACUUUAUGAAUAUUUAUCGAAAUCGGCUGAUGCCUACACGUCGUACACGCACCGCGCGGGCGCGCUCCUCGCGCGGCUGGAGAGCGCGCGGCGCGGCGAGUGCGCGGCCGCGGCCGGGGCGGUGUGCGCCGCCUUCGACUGCGCCGCGCCGCUGCCGCUGGCGUGCCUGCUGCUGCGCCCGCUGCACGCGCUGCUGCUCUACACGCGCCGCGCUGCCGAGCUGUCACAAAUAGCGGACAACAAGCUCAGCUGCCAGCUGCACGAGCUGACGGCGCGGCUGGCGGAGGACGCGCGCGGACAGCUGCGCCACGCCGAGAACCACGCCGCGCUGUGCCAGCUGCAGAGGGAUAUACUAGGUUAUGACAAAUUACUUGUAGCUGAUAGAGAAUUUCUGAAACUUGGCUGUGUAUUCAAACAUUCGACAAAGGGUCUUCAACAGAGAAUGCUAUUUUUGUUCAGCGACAUGGUCCUAAUGGCGUCGAAGGCGUCGGGCGGCGCUCAGUUCCGUGCGCACCUCGUGCUGCCGCUACACUCGCUCACUAUGCGCCAGGAGGAGACUAAUUGUCUCACUCUUAUUGAUGGAGAAACGUCGCUCACAAUAAGCGCGGGUAACGCGAGUGAGUUGGAAAGUUGGCGAGAGAGCAUCGCUAGAGCCGUGGAGCUUGCGCCCGACACUCCCGUGGACACAGAGCUCACGCCCUACGAGCAAGAUGUCGUGUUGGCGUCAUCGUCGUCGACGUCGUCGAUGUGCGCGGCGAGCGGCGGCGCGCUGCUGCACGUGUGCUGGCACCGCGUCACCUCGCUCACCAGGGACCACCUGCACCUCGCCAUGAAGACUCAACUGUCCGGCUACCUGCUCCGCAAGUUCAAGAACUCGCACGGCUGGCAGAAGCUGUGGGUGGUGUACGCCGUGUUCUCGCUGUACUUCUACAAGAGCUGGCAGGACGACGCGCCGCUCGCCUCGCUGCCGCUGCUCGGGUACACAGUGGGCGCGCCCAGCGAGAAGGACGGCGUGCACAAAGAGUUCGUGUUCAAGCUGCAGUACAAGAACCACGUGUACUUCUUCCGCGCCGACACCGCCUACACGUAUGCUAUGUGGACAGAGGCACUACAGACUGCAAUGGUUCAUUCGCAAAGCAAAGUUUAAAGUGAUAUUAAUUUUAAUUAAAAGCGUGAAUGAUGCAUCAACCAAAAUAAUAAAAUUGGUGCCAUAAUAAUAGCAUAUUAUACAAACUCGGAAGAAAAAUCUUUUUUUAAGAUUCAACAUAAUUAUAUUUGGUUAGUCUAGCAUUUAGUUAAAUGGUAUUAGAUUGAAACGAAGCAAUAAGGGUCUUGCCUGAUAUUCGAAUGUAUUUUUAUUAGAUUAAUCGUGGUUGUUUUAAACAAAGACUGUAAAGUAACGUGGUUUUUCGCAAUCAUGGCACCUCUAACGUUAUUUAUAAUCUCAGCUUUUAUUUCAUGUAUUUCAAAUAUAAUUUAUUAUUGUACCAUAUUGACUAGUAGCUCAGAUAGCCUACUAGAUUGAGCUCAUCUUAGUUAUUAAUGACAGCUACAUAAGUAUUAUGUAAUAUUCCAGCAAGUGCCUACGUAUUAUUUAAGACUAAACUAAAACAAAUGUCAUAGACGUGAAAUAAAAUUCCAAAGCUAAUAUAAUAUUUUUAAAUGUUUGCAAAAAAUAUGUCGCAAUAUAUUUUUUUUGUCUAAGCUAUAAAAUUCUGAGUUUUAAAUGAAUUAAAAUAUUAUACUUUAUUUCAAAAUACCAAAGUCUUUGAUUACGUAUUAUAGGGCCCACUGUCUUAAAACUAAAUGAAAACUCGAUUUAGUAAAAAAUAC